This is a messenger RNA of Temnothorax curvispinosus, 2076 nucleotides long. RefSeq lists its product as uncharacterized. The coding region runs from base 1 to 2076 and encodes 691 amino acids. NCBI's taxonomy places the organism in Eukaryota, Metazoa, Arthropoda, Insecta, Hymenoptera, Formicidae. The transcript has 3 exons. The record is from RefSeq and is a predicted model, not a curated record.
AUGUCCAGGCAGCUGGAUCGCCAGACGAAGGAGCAGUGGGAGACAUCCCUAGGCGCCACACGCGAGUAUCCGCGAUUCGACCAGCUCGAGCAAUUCCUCACCUCUCGAGCACGGGCACUCGAGAGGAUUGAGUCUACGGCCAGCUCUGGAAGCUCGGCAGGGGCUGCUUCAACAGCACGGCGCUCCUCGACGGCUCGUCAUGCGGCAGCUCAACCGGCACGCACUACGACAUCAGACGGCUCAACGGUGUACCCGUGCGACUGCUGCAACGGCACGCACUUCGUGGUGACGUGCCUUAAAUUCAGGGAACUUUCACCGGGCGAUCGACAAAAAGCUCACGGGGGUGCAAGAAGUGCACCAACCGACAUCAUACGAUGCUGCAUGAGGCACAUCAGACCGACUCAUCAGCGAAGCCAACCACCAGCUCAGCCUCAGCAUCCCAAUAGGACAAUGGUGCAAUCGUCGCUCACUCAUCUUUGGCCCACUCAUCACACUCAACAUUACUCGCUACGGCCCUGGCUCAGAUCAGCUCAUCGGUUAAUACUCAGCACGUAUGGCUUCUCAUCGAUACAGCUCAACAUUCUUCGUCAUCAUUCUGUCAUUCUCAUUACCGGAAUUGGUGGCGGAAAGUCCACGCAAACUCGAGGAGUUGCAUUCCUCAAGCUCCGCUCACUUCGCUCAAGAUCAGACGUCAUUAUUCAAGCUUACAUUCUGAAGACGUUAACAAACAUCCUACCAUCAUUCAACGCUGCACCCCAGGAAUGGCCGCAUCUCACCAAGUUAACCUUGGCUGAUCCAGAUUUUCUGACACCACGGCCAGUGGAUAUUAUCAUUGGAGCUGACUCAUAUGGGCAGAUCAUCAAGCCCAACAUCAUUAAACGAGAUACAUUGAUGCCAAUUGCGCAGCUCUCAAUUUUCGGAUGGCUCGUUCUCGGACCUGUCGACACAUCAUCAUUGGCAUCUGCUGCAGUGCAUCAUGCAUCGAUUCAGGAGAGGGAACAUGCUCUCGACGAGUUACUGUCGAGAUUUUGGACACAGGAAGAAGUGCCUGCGAGCAACAAUCUUGAUCUUACUUCUGACGAGCAAAGAUGUAAAGAACAUUUCAAGAGUACUGUUUCACGGUACUCAACAGGUCGAUACACAGUUCGACUUCCACUAAAAUCAUCACCUGAUACUCUUGGCGAUUCGUAUCUCACUGCGCAUCGAUGUUUGCAAAGUUUACAAAGAAGACUCUCCCGAGAUGACAACUAUCGACGUCUGUAUCAUCAAUUUAUGACAGAAUAUCGAGAUUUCAAUCACAUGAAGAAAGCUUCACCCGUUUCCAGUCAGCACACGCAAUAUUAUUUGCCACAUCACGGAGUGCUCAAACCAUACAGUGCAACCACGAAAUUACGUGUGGUAUUCAAUGGCUCGAGCGCAUCUACAUCUGGCCGCUCACUUAAUGAUUUCAUGCACACGGGAGCCAAGUUGCAUUUAGACGUCACUGAUGUCUUGCUCUGGAUUCGACAAUUUCGACACCUAGUUGCCACGGACAUCACCAAGAUGUAUAGACAGAUCAACGUGUAUAAGGAUGACUGGAAUUUACAAAGGAUUCUAUGGAUCGACGAACUGCUCAAUGAAGUGGCAUAUUAUCUAACCACGGUCACGUAUGACACCAAGGCUGCCCCGUUCUUGACAGUACAAACGCUGCUGCAACUGGCGGAGGACGAAAGCCAUAAUUUUCCUCUUGCAGUGCCGUCCAUCCUUCAAGGUCGAUACGUCGACGACAGCUUUGGAGGCGCUGACACUGUCCAACAGCUAAUCAAAAUUGCAUUGCAACUAAAGAACUUGUGCAUGGCGGGCGGUUUUCCAUUGGCCAAGUGGCACGCGACUCAUCCAGACGUGCUCACUGAGGUUCAAGCAGAAAAGACCAGGGCUCACAAAUUACAUUUGACGAUUGCGUUACCAAAAUACUCGGAUUACGAUGGCUUCCUCAAGAAGAUUCAUUCGCAUUCUCAACAAGGAUCUCGUCGCACACCGAUCAUCUCACCAAACGCCUCGUUUUGUUUGAAGUGGCUCAGAUAUUUGAUCCACUAG